CACAAACUGGAGGAUGCCGAUCAUGGCUUCUCUCUUGAAGUCAAAACUUCUUCUUUUACAUUGUACAUAUUUGUUUCUGAUGUCCAUGAUCGGCAGUUUCAUACUAUACACUAGAUCGACGCAGAUCACUGAUCUACCAUAUGUUGACGCGUUGUUCAUGAGCUUUAGUGCCAUGACAGGGACUGGACUCACCGUGCUGGAUCUCUCUACUUUGAAUGGAGUACAGCAAGGAACCUUGUUCAUGCUCUUGAUCUUGGGUCACUCGACUCUUAUUCACUCAGCCACCGCUUUUCUACGCGCCCUCGCCCUUCGUUCUACCCUGAAAGAUAACUCAAACAGAAGCGAAAGGUGGCAGGAUGUGAUUCACAAGCCAGACGUACCUCUGAAAGAAAAGCCGAUUGACAAGAGUCAUUAUGCUGCGACUUCACCUAAAUAUCCGACUCCAUUGAAAACACACAUUACAGGGAGGGAAAUAGAUGCAGACAUUCCAUCCCCCGAGGACCCUGAUGUUUCCCAAGGCACUUGCCGCUUCAUCAUCGUCACCGACUCAUCAUAUCUUGACUCGAGUCAACAAAUCAAGUCCAAAAAUAACAGUGGUCACCGACGAAGCGUUGGUGGUUUGAGAAUAUGCUCUUCUCGGGUUAUCGAUAGAUUGAAGAGCACGUGGCUGCGAAUCAAGGACCUGGCGCACUGGAACGGAUCAAUUGACCCCAAUGAGCCGGGCAGGAUAGAGUACCAAGCACUUAUAACAAUAUCAGUGCUCACGAUACUCUACACCACCGUGUUCCUUUUUGCCGGCAUUUUGAGUAUCGGACUUUGGAUGUCACUAUCACGUCCCGAUAUUCCACAGAUGGAAGGAAUUUCUCCUCUUUGGGCAGGCGCUUUUCUUGCCACAUCUUCAUUUGUAAACAAUGGGAUGUCACUUAUCGAUACCAAUAUGGCACCGUUCCAACUGGAACCUGCUCCACUUCUGAUCUGUGGAUUUCUCAUCCUUGCCGGAAACACGCUGUUUCCUUGUCUUUUACGACUUUUGAUAUGGACCAUCAGGAGCAUACUACCAGAUAAAACGAGGUGGAGGUCGUGGCAACGAACUUUCGACUUGAUUCUUACCCAACCUCAACGCGUGUGCACUUUUAUAUACCCUUCUUUGCAUACGUGGUUUUUGCUCGGUACAGUUUUGGUGCUGAAUGGUAUCAUGUGGGGAGCUUUUGAGCUUGCGUCUGUUCGCGAUGGCGAAAUCGCAGCCCUACCUUUCAGGUUCAGAGUCUUGGACGGACUUUUUCAGUCUUCCGCUGUGCGGGGUGGUGGAUUCUCUGUUGUGACAUUUGAAAAGCUGCCACAGGGGUUGCUCGCUGUCUAUCUCCUCAUGAUGUAUCUCCCAUUAUUUCCAGCGUCUGCUGCCCUUAGAAGCACGAAUUCCCAGCCAACUGGGCCAACAAAGAUCCCAUGCAUCGAAGCCGGUAUAUCAGACUACUGCUCCCCAGAUAGCGGUUCAAAAAUCUCUAUACUUGCCCGCAGUCAGUCCUAUAUUCAGUACUUUCGCGUCCAGUUGAGCUACGAUGUAUGGUGGUUAAGUCUUGCCGUGAUCCUCAUCUGUGUUGCCGAGGCCAAUCACUACGAUUCGCAACCCUUGGCCUUUUCUACGUUUAACAUUAUUUUCGAGGUUGUAUCCGCAUACAGCUACGUCGGUGUUAGUGUGGGAUACCCUGGCAAAAACUACUCUUUUUGCGGGGAAUGGUCCCCAUUCAGCAAAGUUUUGCUAAUUCUCAUCUCUUUCAAUGGUCGACAUCGCGAUUUAUUCGCUUCGGCUGGCAAUUCCAUCUGGCCGCGUGGGCAUGGGGAAGCAGCCGACGACGACGACACGAAGCUUCAAGAGAAAAAUGCUGAACAAGUCUCCUCUGCGACUAUCCGGCUCUAUUGA
Penicillium brasilianum is the source of this 1921-nucleotide messenger RNA. The record is from the annotation of a GenBank genome assembly. Lineage: Eukaryota; Fungi; Ascomycota; Eurotiomycetes; Eurotiales; Aspergillaceae.